Molecule: messenger RNA, 4149 nt
Organism: Corvus hawaiiensis (hawaiian crow)
Lineage: Eukaryota; Metazoa; Chordata; Aves; Passeriformes; Corvidae
Gene: SLC29A4
Product: solute carrier family 29 member 4
Exons: 15
Coding region: 558-2249 (563 amino acids)
Biological process (GO): nucleoside transmembrane transport
Cellular component (GO): plasma membrane
Molecular function (GO): monoamine transmembrane transporter activity; nucleoside transmembrane transporter activity
Source: RefSeq, a predicted model, not a curated record
CCCUGGGAGAGAGACUCACUUCUCCACAAGUGUAGUCCGGGAGCUGGGGAGCACCAAGUGAUGCAAGGGCACAGAUCUGCUUUGUCCAUGUGAUCAGAGCCACCUUGUCCACACGGGCGGGCCGUGAAUAGGGAGCGUGAGGCUGACCUGUCCGCUGCUGUUUGCUGCCCUGUCGCUCAGCUUUUGGGGCCCCAGUAAUCCCCCAAGUGUGACUCCAGCCAACAGGCAACAUCCCUGAUUAAUCCCCGCCGUCUCUGUGCAAAGCCAGUGCUGCCAAGGAUGCUCCUGGUGCUGGCACGACACGCUGGGCCGGCGUUGGGAGCAGACCCCGGCAAUGAUUAAUAAAACCUGACUCGGCUGGAAGGGCAAGGAAAAAACAACAAUACAGGACAUUUCUGGAGAUCGUCCUAAUCCAGCAUCUCGAAGCCAAAUGAAUCAGCAGCUUCUUAUUCUGCCGGCAGGAUUAGUCAAUGUUCAUCCAGGCUCCUGGGAAUUGAGGUGUUCACUUGCAGCAUCUCCCGCGGCUCAGAGAGCGCCACAUCCUUUUGGGAGCUGAGAUGCUCCCCUCGGCUUGGUUGUCUUUAAAGGACCACCCCUGGUUCUAUUCCUGGGGCUUUGGAAUGGGGAGAACCGGCUCCUGGGGGGAAUCCCUGUGGUUGGCCAGGAUGGGCUCGGUGGGAGCCGAGCGCUUCAAGGAGCUGAGCCCGGCGGCGACGCCGGAGGGGAACGUGGUGAUGAGCUUCAGCUUCGACAGCUACCAGCUGGAGGAGGACGAGCUGCAGCGGGGCAGCCAGGCCAAGGGUGUCCUGACCUUCAUGGAGCCAGUUUCUGAGGACCCUGAGCCCCAGGAUCGAUACCAUGGGAUUUAUUUUGCCAUGCUGCUGGCUGGGGUGGGAUUCCUCCUGCCCUACAACAGCUUCAUCACCGAUGUGGAUUACCUGCACCAUAAAUACCCAGGGACCUCCAUUGUCUUUGACAUGAGCCUCACCUACAUCCUGGUGGCCUUGGUGGCCGUCAUCCUCAACAAUGCGCUGGUGGAGCUGCUGAGCUUGCACACCCGGAUCUCUGUGGGCUACCUCUUCGCCCUGGGGCCCCUGCUCUUCGUCAGCAUCUGCGACGUGUGGCUGGAGCUGUUCAGCCGCAGACAAGCCUAUGCCAUCAACCUGGUGGCUGUCGGGGUGGUGGCCUUUGGCUGCACAGUGCAGCAAUCCAGCUUCUACGGCUACACGGGGCUGCUGCCCAAGCGCUACACGCAAGGAGUGAUGACGGGCGAGAGCACCGCUGGGGUCAUCAUCUCGCUCAGCCGCAUCUUCACCAAGCUGCUGCUGUCAGACGAGAAGGAGAACACCGUCAUCUUCUUCUUCAUCUCCAUCGGCAUGGAGCUGACGUGCUUCAUCCUCCACCUCCUGGUGAAGCGCACCCGCUUCGUCCGCUACUACACGGACUGUUCCCGCAAGGGCCUCCCCGAGAGCCGCGGGGCUGGCGACCCUGGCACCGGCUACCGCGUCCACCACGAUGUCACCUCUGAGGACGUCCGAUUUGAAAACCAGGAGCAGGGGCAGCCGAGCUCCCCUCGGGGCAGCCCCGGCCCUGAAGCUGAGCUGGCUGGGAGUGGCACCUACAUGCGCUUCGACGUCCCUCGGCCCAAGAUCAAGAGGAGCUGGCCCAGCUUCCGAGACAUGCUGCUCUACCGCUAUGUCGUGUCCCGCCUCAUCUGGGCCUACAUGCUCUCCAUCGCCAUGACCUACUUCAUCACGCUGUGCCUCUUUCCCGGGCUGGAGUCGGAGAUCCACAACUGCACGCUGGGGGAAUGGCUCCCCAUCCUCAUCAUGGCCAUCUUCAACCUCUCUGACUUCGUUGGCAAGAUCCUGGCUGCCCUGCCCUAUGACUGGAGAGGGACCCACCUCCUCGUCUACUCCUGCCUCCGUGUGGUCUUCAUCCCCCUCUUCAUCAUGUGUGUCUACCCCAACGGGCAGCCCACCUUCGGCCACCCCGCCUGGCCCUGCAUCUUCUCCCUCCUCAUGGGCAUCACCAAUGGCUACUUCGGCAGCGUCCCCAUGAUCCUGGCCGCAGGCAAAGUGAGCCCAGAGCAGCGGGAGCUGGCAGGGAACACCAUGACCGUGUCCUACAUGACGGGCUUGACACUGGGCUCGGCUGUGGCGUAUUUUGCCUACAGCCUCACCAGCACCUCCCACAGCACCUGUUUCUACACCGAAACCUCCAAUGGCUCCUUUACCUUCGGGUACUGAGCCCUGGGGUGGGGCUGUGGGGACACAAUGGGACCUGCUGCCCACCAUGGUCCCCAGCACCCCACAUGUCCCUCCUCAGGGAGGGAGCCUGGAGCCAGAAAGCCGCCCCAGGGUGGACAAGGACUGGUAUCCUGUCGGCACAGGGCUGUGGCAUCCUGAAACGGUCCUUGCUGCCCAGCCUGGCACUGUGCAGGGCCACUGCUUGGGGUGACAUUCCUCCCACCCCAUGGGACAGUUCUUGUUGCUUUUGGGGAUGUCCCCAUCAGCAAUGUGCAGCUCUCCAGUGAAGGCUGGGGAUCUUCUGUUUGCGCCAAGCCAUUGACAGGAGGAAGAAAAUACUGCCAAAUCCCAAAGGGAAUAGAACCAGCACUGGAGAGAGGAGGGAGAUGGAGGGCUGGUGAAGAAGAAGAGGAGGAAGAGAGGAAGGAAACGCUCCUUCAGUCCCUGGUGGCUCUGGGAAGGUGGGUCUCAACUUCCAUUGACGGUGCUGCAGGUUUUCACCAAGAAAGGCUUCAAGUAACAGUCCCUCCCUAAAUAUGCCAACCGCUGUGUAAAAGUCCCAAUUCACUUCUGAUGGUUGGGGAAAAAAUGAUUUUUUUUAUUGUGUCUAGUUUUACCCCCCCCUAACUGCAAGAGCAGCAGGUCUUGCCUCCCCCCACCCCACACUGUGAAUCUACCCCAUUGCAAGGGGUGGAGGGGGGGUCUCAAGGCUACAGCACUGCCAGUGCCAUCCACAGGCCACUGCUGAGCUUGAAAAUUUAUUGCACAGGACAAAAGUGAAGCUGAUUAAAUGCUGGUUCUUAGCUGUACCACUGGCACUGGUGGCACUUGACUGCUGGUGCUGGGCUGGGCUGGCAAACACACACAGGGUCGUGCCUGCUGCCUGUCCUGUUGGAUCUUGCGGUGCCCCUUGUGCUGCUCCCCUUCUUCAGGGCCCUCUUUGUCACCUGGGGUGCCUGAACUUGUCACCGGGUUACACCAAACCCCUACCAGCCUGCAAACUGCUGUGGGCAGCACACAGGAGAGGGCAUGGGCCAAGAGGAGCAGAAAGCAGCAGGAGAAGGUGCCAACGGCACGUUUUGGGACUGGCUGCACCUUGCUGUGCCAGUUGGCGGGUGCCACCUCCCAGGAAAUCAAGCCCAAGGAGCCAGCGAGUGCCAGGCCUGGCCCCAACCCGGCCCCCGCAGCACCAUGCCACGUUCCUGCCUGUAUGAAGUGGAGCUCACACCAAAAAGAGCAAAUCCAGCGUUUCAUCCUCAACACAUGGUGCCCUGAGUGUGGCGGCAGGGGGAGGACUCACACCUCCAGCCUAAAGGCCCAGUCCAGCAGACACCUCUGCUCCUGUGUCCUGUCCUGUCCAUCGGUGCCACCACGUCACACAGACGGGUUCUCCCCAAAAAGCCACCAGGCACCUGGGUUCUGUCUUUCUCCAGGGCAGGGGCUGAGCCAAAAAGCCAUCGUUGCCACCAAGGGGAGAAAAACCCUGCGGUCAGGACAAGUGAGACAAAGAAAGAUGCUUCGUUGGGUUGCUUUUUUUCAAUUAAUUUUUUUUUUUUAUGAAAAAAGAUCACACGGAGUUCUCCAACAAACAGAAUGCCAAAAAAAUUGUUUUAAACAAAACAUAAACAAAACAAAACAAAAAGACAAAAACCUGGCUCUCCUUUCCUCUCGAUUGUCUGAAAUAUCCUUGUGUUCCAUAGAAGGCAGUGGGUUUUAAGUGCUUUCUAUUUAACAUUAGCAUAAAAUCUCUCUCGCGCGCUCUCUCUCUCGCUCUUUAAAAUAUGCUCACACAAUUUGCUUCUAGAAGUACAGUACACUUUGAGCGUGGGGGGUGUGCCUGUUCCCAGAUCAUUUACAAUCACAAUCCAACAGGAAAUAAAAAAUAAUAUUCUAAACGUCA